AAAAACUUUCAGGGGAAGACUUUCUGAAAUGUUUUGCUUGGAAUUGAAUUUUUAAUUAAUUAUACGAUAAAGUAGCGUUUUUUCGAAUCUGUGCCAGUUUAAUUAUUAUUAUACAGCUUAAUUAAGUAAUAAAUAUCAAGUGAAAGAUGAGUUCUAGUGGUGGAUCUGUUUGGGUCAAGUUCUUUACUAAUGCUGGAAUUCCAAGUCCUACAAAUGCGACUUAUGCGCAUAUAUUUAUGGAAAAUCGAAUUCAAUUGGACAUGUUGAGUGAAUUAAAUACAGAUAAUCUAAAAGAGAUGGGAAUUAAACCAAUGGGUGAUAUUAUAAGCAUAUUGAGACAUGCAAAGUCAGUAAAUGAUCAGUCUCUUCGCGAUAGAAUUCUUGCAUCACAACCGGAACCACACAAAACUAUUGUCAAAGUACGUCCAGCUUCUCCAGUAUCCUCAUCGACUAUUACAUCAAUCGCUGUAGCACCAAGAAGAGUCUUGCCUGAACAUGAAGGAAAAUACAAAGUGUCACUUCCAAAAGGUUUCACAAAGAAGAGUCGCGAAAUCUUGGCCAAACAUUCAGCUAUGCAAAUGGACAAGGUUGAACAUAAAAAGUCGGUAUUCGAUCGUCUAAGACCAUCAUCAAAUUCACAUGAUAUUGAAAUGGCAGAUAGUACAUCCAGUGACAGCAUUGUAAGAGUUAGCAAAGUAUCAUCAUCAAUAUUUAAUAGAUUAGGCGGAUAUGACGAGAUUAGAAAGUCAGUGAACGAGAAGUCUGUUGCAUUUUCUGGCAUUUUAAAGAACUCUCCAACGAAGCAGUCACCAAAAGGCGUUGUAAAGCACAGAGUAAGUACAAAAAUCAUAUUGAACAAGCCAGCACCACGACACAUGGAUACCGAUGAAUCUGAGGAUUCUGAAGAGAAAAUGGACUCUGAUGACUACAAGCAAGUAAAGUUUUCACCAGAAGUAGAAGUCCUUGAAAUUGAACCGAGGAGACAAAUUGUAUUUAAUGCAAAGAAAUUAAAUCGCAUUAAAGGUUUAAGAACAGACGGAAUUAAAAACAGACUCGGUGAGAUAAAAUUCAAUCGAACUAUAGAUCCACGACAGCAUUUACAUUCAGUUAGACAAACAGUCAAUAUGAAACCUAAAAUCUCACCAGUCAAGAAUAGUAAAAUGCGAGCAGAUCAAUCACCAAAAUCAGCAAAAUCAAGACUAGAUUUAAAAGCAAAUUUUAAGAAUUUAAAGCUUGGCAAUAAGAAUGGCAAUAGCACUGCUAAGCCUUCAAGCGUAUUUAAUAGAUUAGGCGUUAAGAAAUAAAUGGAUAUUCAAUUCAUCACUUUAAUUAAAUUACUUUACCUCAGACUAAGUAAAUUUGUAAAAUAAAAUUAAAUAACAUUUCAUUUGACUGAAAUAAAAGAAAAAAUAACGAUUUAAAUUGAA
This is a messenger RNA of Chironomus riparius, 1427 nucleotides long. Lineage: Eukaryota; Metazoa; Arthropoda; Insecta; Diptera; Chironomidae. The record is from the annotation of a GenBank genome assembly.